Trifolium pratense (red clover) is the source of this 2010-nucleotide messenger RNA. RefSeq names its product pentatricopeptide repeat-containing protein At1g07740, mitochondrial-like. Gene Ontology annotation, molecular function: protein binding. NCBI's taxonomy places the organism in Eukaryota, Viridiplantae, Streptophyta, Magnoliopsida, Fabales, Fabaceae. The coding region runs from base 131 to 1522 and encodes 463 amino acids. The record is from RefSeq and is a predicted model, not a curated record. The transcript has a single exon.
ACUUCAGCUAGUAUUAAUUUUUUUAUUCAUCUUCUUCCUUAGGAGUAUAACGGUUUCUCUAUGAAGCCUUCUUCAAAUAUGGAUUUCAAUUGAAUAACACACUGUUGGGUAUGUCUUCCUUCCCAAUUGAAUGAUGUAUCAAAGAGCAAAAUCGAUUAAUAAUCGGAAUCUAUUAUCUCCUAAUUAUUACUAUUAUUACUACAAUACUAAUUACAAUGAAAAAGCUUUAUUCCACACCCACACACAACAACCUCAAAACCAAAAACCAAAAUCAAACCUUCGAAAUCGCAAACAAAUUCCAUUCAUAACCGAAAUCAAACAUGUUCAAACCUCAGAACAAGCUUUGUCUCUGUUUCAUCAUUACAAAGAACUCGGUUUCAAACACUAUUACCCUUCAUAUGCUGCAUUACUCUACAAACUCGCACGUUCUAGAAACUUCGAAGCCGUGGAAACAAUCCUCACAUACAUGAAAGAAACCAAUGUUCAAUGUAAUGAAACCCUUUUCAUUGCUCUGUUUCAACAUUAUGGUCCUGUAAAAGCCAUUGAACUCUUUCAUAGAAUGCCACAUUUUAACUGUGUUCGUACUUUACAGUCUUUUAAUUCGCUUCUUAAUCUUCUUAUUGAUCAUUGUAUGUUUUGUGAGGCUAAUGAUGCUUUUGAUCGAUCCUAUGAAAUGGGUUUUCGUCCGAAUACUGUUACGUUUAAUAUUAUGAUAAAGGGUUGGUUGGUGAAAGGUGAAUGGGGGAAAGCAUGUGAGGUGUUUGAUGAAAUGCUUCAGAAGAAAGUGCAACCUAGUGUUGUUACUUAUAAUAGUCUUAUUGGGUUUUUGUCUAGAAAGGGUGAUUUGGACAAAGCGAUGGCGUUGGUUGAUGAUAUGAGACGUAAAGGAAAACGCGCGAAUGGAGUGACGUAUGCGCUUUUGAUGGAGGGUUUGUGCUCUGUGGGGAAGUAUGAGGAAGCUAAGAAGUUAAUGUUUGAUAUGGCGUAUCGUGGAUGUAAACCUCAGCUUGUGAAUUUUUCUGUUUUGAUGAAUGAUCUUGGAAAGAGGGGUAAGAUUGAUGAGGCGAUGGUUUUAUUCCGUGAGAUGAGAAAGAGGCGGCUUAAGCCGGAUGUUGUGACGUACAAUGUAUUUGUGAAUUAUCUUUGCAAGGAAGGUAAGACGGCGGAAGCUUACAAAAUGUUGGUUGAGAUGCAGAUUGGUGGUUGCGAGCCAAAUGCAGCUACAUAUAGGAUGAUGCUUGAUGGUUUGUGUCGGAAUGGGGAUUUUGAGGGAGGGUUGAAUGUUUUGAAUGCAAUGAUGGCUAGUAGGCAUUGUCCGCGACCCGAUACGUUUAAUUGUCUGGUUGUUGGGUUAUUGAAGUCUGGGAAUAUUGAUGGUGGAUGCUUUGUUUUGGAAGAGAUGGUGAAGAGAAAGGUAGAUUUUGAAUUGGAGAGCUGGGAAGCAGUGAUAAAAUAUGCUUGCAGUGAGGAUGAUAAUGGUGGCAGUAGGCUUAGGAUUAUACUUGCAUCUCAGUCCAUCUAAUGCAAUAGCUAUGAACCAAUUGUGGUACCAUUUUGAAUUUCCACUUGCCCUGAUUCUAAUUGUACACAAGAUGCUGGUUUUCCUGGCGCAGAAGCUACCGGUGGUAAUUAAUGACUAAAUUCAUUUCAAAACGAUGAACAAAUUGUUUUCAGUGGGUUUAUAGAGGCUUCUGGGAAAGAUGAGAUGGAAGUGAAGUCACGGGAGUUCGAGUCUGCAAUUGCCGGUAUUUUUUUAUCACUGUUUUCCCAUGGUUUGCAUAUAAAAAAGUUCUGAUGAAAGUUGAUUAAAAGGUUGAAAUUGGUGUUUCUGUUUCGAAUUCGUUUGAAGAAUGGUUGGAGUCCUUAUCAAACAUUUACACCAUACACCACCUAAAAUUUUAAAAUUUCAGCUCUUCAUAGAAUUGUAAUCUACCAAAUAAGAAAGGAACCAUACUGUUGUAAACUUGUUAUGAAGUUUCUUAAUUUUUAAAUUUUAAAAGAAUGAAUUUU